Messenger RNA from Drosophila ananassae, 5104 nucleotides. It is a transcript of the gene Cftr, whose product is annotated as ATP-binding cassette sub-family C member 4. The transcript is spliced from 8 exons. Gene Ontology annotation, biological process: transmembrane transport. Bases 303 to 4526 code for a protein of 1407 amino acids. Lineage: Eukaryota; Metazoa; Arthropoda; Insecta; Diptera; Drosophilidae. The record is from RefSeq and is a predicted model, not a curated record. Gene Ontology annotation, molecular function: ATP hydrolysis activity; ABC-type transporter activity; ATP binding. Gene Ontology annotation, cellular component: membrane.
UUGGCGCUCCAUCGCGUCUUGUCUCAGUCGACGGAAAAAAUUGAACGGAAGCGGACGUGCGUCCCCUGGUGUCUCCAUUUUCACCGCCAUAUCGCUCCGGUCGUUGGUCUGUGUGUGAGUGUCUGAUCUGACGGCAGUAUUGGUAUCAACUCUGCACGUGCUGAGUACCGCCAUUUAUGCGAGCAAUACCCGAUCACAGGCUAGAUAGUGUUUAGUGACUUAUUAAUGAUUAGGUAGUGCCAGCAAUUAGACACUUAGAUCUCAGCGAGACAUACCCACCCAUUGGAGCCACAUGAGCCAGGAUGGAUAGUAGUUCCAAGCCACAGCGGAAAAAUCCGCGACAGCGUGCAAAUAUUAUAUCACAAUUGAUAUUUGCUUGGGCGGUGCCACUACUUUAUCGCGGAUCCCGGCGAGGCCUGAACACAGAUGAUCUAACGGAGUGCCUUAAGGAGGAUCGCUCCGAGCAGCUAGGCGAUCGCCUAGAGAAGGAAUGGUUUAAUGAACUGGAACGAUCCCAUCGAAAGAAACAGAAGCCGCACCUCAGAAACGCUCUAUUCCGCUGCUUCCUAGGACCAACGAUCGUUAAUGGCCUCAUUUGUUUAAUCUACAUUGUGAUCAAAACCUUGAUUCCAGCUGUACUGGCCCAGUUGUUGAUUCAGUUCCAAAAGAACCCAGCUCCCGUCAAGUCGGCUAGUCCCACCAAUGAGCUGUCACUGGCGGACUCGCUCAAUCGAACUGCCCGCUCCGUUGGAAGGUAUCUGGUGGAUCACGCUGUUUCCGAUGCCAACGGAGCGCCAAACGAUGCUUUCUCCCCCAAUUCCCUGGACAAGGGGAAUCCCCUGAAGGAGCCAUUUCAACCCUCACCCUUGGAGGCGAAUUACAACUCUACCAUAGAGCGCGGUCUCAUUUCGCAGGCCUCUGAGUUCGUUUGGAACGAUGCCUAUAGCCUGGCCAGUGUCCUGGUUGCCUCCACUCUCUUCUGCUGCUUCCUGCUGCACCAUGUGGAUCUCCGGCAGAGACUGAUGGGCGCCAAGAUGCGAAUCGCCUGCUGCUCCCUGAUCUACCGCAAGACACUGCAGCUAUCGAUGAAAACGGCCGGACAGACGCCGGCUGGAUACUUGAUUAACUUGCUUUCAAAUGACGUGAACCGGCUGGAUUACGGCUUCAUCUUCAUGCACUGGAUCUGGAUCAUGCCGCUGCAGGCGGUGCUCACCUGUUACCUGAUUUGGCAGAACAUUGGCAUUCCGGCGGUAGUGGGAGUUGUGGGAUUGCUGCUGAAAACGGUGCCCGUGCAGACGGCAUUGAGCAAGGUGACCUCUGUCCUGAGGAUGAGGAUUGCCGAGCGCACGGACGCCCGGGUGGGCAUCAUGAACGAGCUGGUGCAGGGCAUCCAGGUGAUCAAGAUGUACGCCUGGGAGCGUCCCUUCCAGGCGGUGGUGGCUGAGGCUCGCCGGCGCGAAAUCCAGCAGAUCCGCUACGCAUCCUACCUGCGAGGCUUCUACCUCAGCACCAUGGUGUUCACGGAGCGAUCCACUCUCUACAUCACCCUAGCCGCCGCCGCUCUCAUGGGCCAGAACAUCACAGCCGACUUUGUGUUCUCCUCGGCCAGUUACUACAACAUCCUGCAACUGGUGGCCGCCAUUUGGUAUCCCUUGGCUGUCAGUUUCGGGGCAGAAGCCUUGGUCUCAUUGCGUCGCAUCCAGGACUUCCUCAUGCUCGAGGGCAGGGAAGAACGGGCUCAUGGUCUCACCCAAAAGAAGGAUCAGGAGAAUGGGGAUACUCGGGCCGUGACUAUCAAGGACAUUAAUGCCAACUGGGACAACGAGAAGCCCCAAAGGACGCUGCAAAGCAUCAACCUCCAGAUCGAAAAGGGACAACUGUGUGCGGUGAUUGGACCCGUGGGUGCUGGCAAGAGUUCGUUGCUUCAGUUGCUCCUGGGAGAGUUGCCAGUCAUCGACGGUGGCGUUGUCAUCCAGGGAGAUAUGUCGUAUGCCGCCCAGGAGCCUUGGCUUUUCACUGGCUCGGUGAGAAACAACAUACUAUUCGGCGAGGAGUAUGAGAAGAAGCGCUACCAGGAAGUGACCCGUUGCUGUGCUCUCGCUACGGACUUUCAGCAGUUGCCCAAUGGCGAUAAGACCGUUGUGGGUGAGCGAGGAGCGUCUCUGUCCGGAGGACAACGUGCCCGGAUUAGCUUGGCUCGAGCGGUGUACAAGCCGGCUACGAUCUACUUACUGGAUGAUCCGCUGAGUGCAGUGGACGCCCAUGUGGGAAGGCAUUUGUUCGAUGAGGUGAUCGGUCCCAAGGGCAGACUGGCUCAGCAGAAGGCCACUCGCAUCCUGGUGACCCAUCAGGUGCACUUCCUGUCCGAGGCCGAUCUCAUUGUGAUUGUGGAUCAGGGAAGGAUUUUGAGACAGGGAACCUACGAGGAGCUGGUCAACAGCGAUCUGGACUUUGCCAAGCUGCUGGAGCGACCCAAGGAUGAGGCGGAGAGCACAGCGGAGAACAGCCGUCUUCAAGCAUCGCCGCUGACGAUCGGGAGUCUGGAGAGUGACGAGGAGGACAUACCCUAUAUCGACGGGGAGAAGGACGGAUACCAACAGCUGAGGAAGCAGAGCACCUCCGUUCACGGCAGUAAGUCGUUGGACAGCGCCCAGUUAGAGGACGAUGUGGACGAGGAUGCUCUGGCUGAGGCCCAAGCUUCGGGAGGAGUGUCGCCGCGAGUGUGGUACGAGUACUUCCACGCCGGCAGCACCCUCGUCAGCUUCAGCUUCAUGGUGUUCGUGAUGCUAAUGUCGCAGGUGGUGUGCAGCAGCUCGGACUACUUCUCGAAUAUAUGGACGCAGCAGGAGUACCAGCGAUCGCAGGGAGGACCCACCAGCUUCACCACCUUCGAGUGCAUGUACAUCUACGGAGCACUGAUCAUCGCCGUGGUGAUCAUGACCACUUUCCGGGGCUUUCUGUUCUUCAAGAUCUGCAUGCACGCCUCGAAAGUGCUGCACGACCGGAUGUUUGCCUGCAUCCUGCAUGCCACAAUGCGGUUCUUCGACACCACUCCCUCGGGAAGGAUUCUGAAUCGUUUCUCCAAGGAUAUGGGUGCUGUUGAUGAACUACUUCCCAGAGCCAUGAUGGACUUCAUACAGAUCGCGCUCGUCAUGUUCGGUAUUCUGAUUGUGAUCAGCAUCGUGAAUCCCGUUUUGAUAGCCGCCAUGGUUGUGGUGGCUCUGGUGGAUGUGCUCAUCCUGAAGCUGUACCUGCGUCCCUCCCAGGACCUCAAGCGCCUCGAAGGCAUCUGCCGGAGUCCCGUGUUCUCGCAUCUCAGUGCCUCACUGUCCGGUUUGGCCAUCAUCCGGUCCCGCCAGCUGCAGGAUGUGGUGGCCAAGGAGUUUGACCUGCUGCAGGAUGUGCACAGCAGCGUGUGGCAGCUCACCAUGGCUGCCAAUACGGCGCUCGGUCUGUGGCUGGACUGUGUUAGUUGUGUCUUCCUCGCCGCAGUCACCUUCAGCUUCAUCAUCACCAACGAAUCCACCUACAGCGGUAAUGUGGGUCUGGCCAUCUCCCAGGCCAUGAUCCUAACCGGUAUGGUGCAGUACGGCGUGCGUCAGGUGGCCGAGUCCUUGCAACAGAUGACCAGCGUGGAACGGGUGCUGCAGUACACGGAACUGGACCAGGAGGCGGCCUUAAAGGAGAAGACCCCUCCGGCACAAUGGCCCACCAGCGGACAGGUGGAGUUCCGCAACAUGAACUGUCGCUACGAUCCGAAUGGAAGCCCAGUGCUGAAGAACCUCAACUUGACCAUCGAGGCGGGAUGGAAGGUGGGCAUUGUCGGACGCACAGGAGCUGGAAAGUCGUCUCUUAUUGGAGCACUUUUCCGUUUGGCUCACAUUGAGGGCGAAAUCCUCAUCGAUGGCAUCGAAACGGGCACCAUUUCGCUGGAGACCCUUCGCACCCGUAUUUCGAUUAUCCCGCAAGAUCCGGUUUUGUUUUCGGCCACCAUCCGCUACAAUCUGGAUCCCUUUGAGAGGUAUACAGACGCCGAGCUAUGGAGUGCUCUGGAAGACGUGGAGCUCCGAGGUGCCAUUCCCGGUCUGGACUAUAUGGUCACGGAACGUGGCAGUAACUUCAGCGUCGGCCAAAGGCAGUUACUGUGCCUGGCCAGAGCUAUUCUCCGGAACAACAAGGUCCUGGUGCUGGACGAAGCCACUGCCAAUGUGGAUCCACAAACGGAUGCCCUGAUCCAGCGCACCAUCCGCGUCAAGUUCCAGCAGUGCACAGUCCUCACAGUUGCCCACCGACUGCACACUGUCAUGGAUUCGGACCGCAUCAUUGUGAUGGACGCCGGAGUGGCCGUGGAGUUCGAUGUACCGCACUUGCUGCUCAAAAAGUCGCGGGGUCACCUCCGUCAGAUGGUCAAGGCGACGGGUGGCGAGGCUGAUGCCCUCAAGAAGGUGGCCAGUGAUAGUCACAAGCGGAUGCAACGGCAGCGGGACGAGCGGGAUAGCGGGAAUAACGAGGAAAGCGAGGAAUAGGCCCUUGAGUCCUAACCGAAGGAAAGGCAUUUACCCAAAACGCUGGUGCUCGCAUGGCUCAAAAGUGACAAUGCGUCAGAAAGCCGUACCAACUACUCCCACACCCAUCAUCACAUGUUAUUCAUGUUUCAUAUAGUUAGCCUUUAUGUUAAUUUUGUAAACGAAACGUCUAGAUAUGCUGCCUUAUACGUAUUGUACUUAGACCUAAUCUCCAACAGGGACUGCAUCAAGCCACAUGUAUACAAAUCUUAAUUGUAGAAUGCCGGUGAAAAGUUAGCCAACUUUCAACAUGACAACCGAACCGACUUAAGUUCCGAUUUAUGGAUCAAAACCGCAGAAAACAGGAGAAUACUCCACUGCCCUCUCCACUCGUUAGUUAGUCCUUACCAUGUAUAGUAAUAUAUACUAUAUGCGGAUAUAUAUUUUGUACUUCUUUGGAAUCGUGCAACACCAAAGCACACUCUGUGAACCAUUGUACUUGAAACUUAGCUAAGAGUUAAAAUAAAUAAAGACAGGGUUUAUUAAUAUUAAAAAUAAAUGUCACACACGUAAAUAAAAUAUACAAUUUAAACUUUAAA